AUGGGUAAUGGCAUUAAUAAGGUUCUUCCAGAUCUUUAUGUUGGAAAUAUCAAAGAUGCCCGUGACAAGGAUCUGUUGGUGCAGCACAACAUCACCCACAUCCUGUCCAUCCACGAUGCAGCUGCACCCGUGUUCGAGGACAUGACAUAUCUUUGUAUAUCUGCAGCUGAUCACAGGAGGCAAAAUAUGAUUCAGUACUUCAGAGACAGCAUCAUAUUCAUGCACAAAUCCAGAAUGAAAGGAGAGGGGUGCCUUGUCCACUGUGUGGCAGGGGUUUCCCGUAGUGUGACACUGGUGGUGGCCUAUAUCAUGACCGUGACAGGUCACGGUUGGGUAGAGUCUCUAGCGGCAGUGAGGGCAGCCCGGCCAUGUGCAAGACCCAACCUGGGCUUCUUACGUCAGUUGGAGGAGUUUGAGAACACAAAGCUAGAACAACACCGGACCUGGUGGAGCACACUUUGUGGCAAACACUCACUCCAUGAUGAAGAGGAAGUGAGACAACUUUUAAUGCGAAGAUCCAAUGGCAGCAGUAGUGACUUUCCAACCAGUAUCACAAAAUCUCUGGCCAUAAGCGGCUCUUGAACGAGGUCACAAAGUCCUCUACUGCCCCUCUUUUGACUAUAAACACAAGAACUGUGGGUCACAAAAACUUUGUCACUAAUACCACGACACAACCUUGUGAACAGAGAAAUAUGACCACAACAAAGGAGUGAAUUACAUGUUGUCCAGUGUUGCAAAAAGCAGAGAUUGGAUAAGUCAUUUAACUAAAGACUGCCUACAAUAUUUUAACCUGUAUAAACUAAUAACCCAAAGAAAGCAGUAACUAAUUGGGGUGGGUGAUACUACACACUUUGGUGUCAAUCCGACACAAAUGAAAUACACGGUCAGUAUUGCUGAAACUUAUACAUUUUACAAAAAAAAAAUGUUAUUUAAAAAAAUACAGCAUAAAGAUUUUAGGCCAGGGGUGUCCAAAGUGCGGCCCAGGGGCCAUUUGCGACCCGCAGCUAAUUGAAUGUGUUGCCACACAUUCUGGAAAUGCUAUUGCAAAAAAUUUUAAAAAACAUUAAAAAAAUGUGGAAUGAGGUGGAAUCUAACUACAAAAAGUUGCAAUGUUGACACAAAGCUGCCAUGCAGGCUGUUUUUUUUCUUUUGUCUAUCUUUAUUUUCUUUUUUUGCCAUUGCUCAAAGAAAAAAAAUCCAAAAAAAAAUCAAUGUUAUAAUUGAUUAAUUAUUGACCUAUUCAAGGCUCCAAUUAUUUAAAAUAUUUCACUUUAAAAUGUUUUAUGUGGAAAAUAUUGCAUAUAUUGUGUGGUUGCCAUAUACAAAUAUCAACAUUUUCUUUGACAAAAGAGCAUAAAACAAACAAAAUAAUAGUUCAAACGUAAAAUUGACAGAUAUAUCUGAAGUUGAUCCCGUAACUUAAGUGUUGAAAGUAAAAACAACUAAUAAAAAUGUAUCACUUUAUGAGUGGGGCACCUUUUGGAUCCCAAAUAUAUUUAAUGGGAUUUUAUUCAUCUUUUCACUGAUUACUCAAAAAUAAUAAUAAAUUAAAAUCAUAGGUGUCCUGCAUUAUUGAUCUUUUUAAGGCUCUAAUUACUUCACAUCAAACAUUGCUUUCUGAAUGUUUUUGGCAGUGGGGGAAAUACUGCAUAUUUCAGUUUUAUUAUAAAAAACAAAGUUGUCUUUGACAGGAAAGGCUUUUUUUUUUAAACUUAAUAUCAACCUGAAGUUGAUAUACUGUAGAGAUUUACUGUAAGCGUUAAAUAAAUUAAAAAAAUAAUAAUUUAACUUUUUUUUAACAAAUUUUAACAUUCUAAUAAUUGAGACCCUUUAUGGUCCCUGGGAGCCCUAAAGGUAAAAAAAAUAAAUAAAUACAAAAAUCCAUAUAUUUUGUUAUGGUUUUGAAAAUGAAAAAUAUCAAAUUGGCCCCGGCAUGCUUUAAUUUUCCCGUGUGCGGCCCUCAGUGGAAAAAGUUUGGACACCCCUGUUUUAGGCAAACAGACACAAAAUAUUUUUAGUGACAAUUGUAUUUGUGAACAAUAUACACAGUAAAUACAACAAUACGAGACAAUUUAACAAUAUCAACAAAACAUACCGUAUUUUUCGGACUAUAAAGCGCACUUAAAAUCCUUUCAUUUUCUCAAAACUCAACAGUGAGCCUUAUAAUUUUGGUUGUGCUCAAGGCUAUUUUAUUUGGUACAUGGUGAAAUGAUAAGUGUGACCAGUAGAUGGCAGUCACACAUAAGAGAUACUGUAGACUGCAAUAUGAGUCAAGUAAACAACACCAACAUUUUAUAUGUUCCAUUGAGAAUAUAGAACAUUACACACGGCGCUCAAAAAUCUAUCAAAAUGUUUUAGUAUGACUUUGGUAAGCUAUGAAGCCACACCGCUUGAUGGAUUGUACUGUGCUUCAAUUAUUAUGGUCUGUGUGUAUAAGGUAAGACAUAUUAUCUGGCGUUUUGUUUCGCAAUAUUGUGCAAAAGCCACUUUUCUUACCUUCUGGUACCUGUUGGUCUGUAUUUAGGAUCUGCAUAAGUCCUGAAAAUUUGCACGCAUCCGCCAUUGUAGUCCGUGCCGACACCGUAGUCGAUAAGCUUUUCUUCUUUUUCUCUAUCUUCUUGUUAUGGGACAUUCAUCCUCCGCUGUUGCCAUUUCUAAUAUAAAGUAGUGUAAAGUUCAGUAAACUCGCCAUGAAAGCGCUAAAACAUACCGGUGUAGUGAGUUUAUAUUAUUCACCCAAGGAACUUUAGUUAUUAGAGAGUUCCGGUCGGACGUUCCGGCAUUGUUGUUGCACUGGUGAGCCACGGAUGAGGAGAUGCUGCUCCGUUAUUGAUUUCAGUAAAGUUUGAAUGUUAUUAAAACAGUUAGCUCCAUUCUUUGACACUUCUUCCACUCCCGUCCUUGCACGCUACACCGCUACAACAAAGAUGACAGGGAGAAGAUGCUGCCGAAGGGGAGCCACAUAAAUAAGACCGCCCACAAAAUGGCGCAUCCUGAAGAAAGUGGCUUGAAGAUGAUCUGUUAAAAAUAUUCUAUGCAACAUUUUGACCAAAGAACCACCAUCACAUGUUAUGUAGACCACAAGGAAGUGUUUUCAAUUUAGAAAAAAAGAAUAAUAAUAUGACUCCUUUAUUGCGCCCUAUAAUCCGGUGCACCUUUUUGUAUGAAAAUAAAUCUGACUAGACCCGCUCAUGGCAGUGCGCCUUAUAAUCCGGUGCGCCCUAUGGUCCGGAAAAUAUGGUAAUUCUUCCCUUUUAUACAUUUAUUACACGCAAUUAUAAGAGCAAAAUAAAGUUAAUAGUGCAAAAUAACUAAACAAAAUAAAUAACUGCUACGGGCUCUUAUUCAAAUCCUGACUUUUUGCCUCCUCUGCUCUUUUGUGUACCUGAUGUGAGGGUUUAUAAACGAUAUAACUACGGUAUAUAACAAUAUUACAACAGUACUGAUGUGGUUUGUACCAGUUCUGGCUUGAGGUACAGAUUCGUUGACAUUAGGGAUGCACCCGAUACUGCAGGACUUCUUGCCAGAGCAGGCUUAAAUACUUCAGGUGUUGGCUCCAGGCGAUGAUCCAUGCUCUGGCCAAACAACGUUUGUCUCCAAUGUCUUAACAGGGGAAAGAAGUCCCAAUUAUGUCCUCUGCUUUCCUCAACACUCUCUGGCAAACUUUCUUAAUAAGCUGUUGUACAAUUCAUAUCCUGUGUAUUGAUACACAUUAUAUAAUUGUUCUGUACAUUUUUAUACUCCUGUAUUUAUUAUCUAUUUAUGUAUCUCAUUAAUUUCUAUCUUGAUUUUAAUUGAUGUAUUUUCUAUUUAUUUAUGUUUUUAAAUUUUUCGUUUAUUUAUUUUUAAAUGUUAUCUUCUUCAUAACUGAAUAAACUAUAAACAAUAUGUAUGUUUACAUGUUGUCUAUUUUUCUCCCUAAUAAAAAAGGGUAGUAUUUAAAGUGGACAA
Entelurus aequoreus (snake pipefish) is the source of this 3951-nucleotide messenger RNA. Its product is annotated as dual specificity protein phosphatase 22-B-like. Gene Ontology annotation, cellular component: cytosol. The record is from RefSeq and is a predicted model, not a curated record. NCBI's taxonomy places the organism in Eukaryota, Metazoa, Chordata, Actinopteri, Syngnathiformes, Syngnathidae. Gene Ontology annotation, biological process: protein dephosphorylation; regulation of cell population proliferation; transforming growth factor beta receptor signaling pathway. The transcript has 7 exons. Gene Ontology annotation, molecular function: protein tyrosine/serine/threonine phosphatase activity. The coding region runs from base 1 to 582 and encodes 193 amino acids.